Messenger RNA from Camelina sativa (false flax), 1479 nucleotides. RefSeq lists its product as uncharacterized. Lineage: Eukaryota; Viridiplantae; Streptophyta; Magnoliopsida; Brassicales; Brassicaceae. The record is from RefSeq and is a predicted model, not a curated record.
AUGUCUGAUCCAAAUUCAAGCCAAGAUGAAAAUGAUCCAGCAAGAAAACAUGGCUUUCCAGAUCCUGUCAACAGAAACAAGUGGCAAUGUAGGUAUUGUCCUAAGAUCACUUGUGGAGGAAUCACUCGUCUCAAACAAUACUUAGUUGGAGGCUAUAGGAAUGCAACUAAAUGUCCAGAUUGUCUGGAGCAUAUUAGGGAAGAAAUCAUAUCAUUUAUGAAGAAGAAGGAGCAACUUAAAGCUUCUACUCAAAUGAUGCCACCAUCUCAAGAGUUUGAUGAUUAUGAUGAUGUGGAAGAAAUGGAUUGUGAGCCAAGUAACAAACGACAACUUCCCCAGCCAAAAAAGCCAAGAUACCACGGUCCACUUGAUAGGUUUGUAACUUCUACACCUCCUGAUAUAUUGAAUGCUAGAAAGGAAAGGAAACGGAUUUUUGGAGCUUGUGAUAAGGAGUUAAGGGAGAAAACUAGGUAUUGCAAGGGAUCUGUUUUCCUAAAGUCUUUGGAUGUAUCAGAAGUCGUGAAAGAUGCCACAUUGUUAUUUCAAUUGCUUGAUAAGAUAGUUAAAGAAGUAGGAGAUGAAAAUGUUGUCCAAGUGGUCACGGACAAUGCAUCAAACUUUGUGAAAGCUGCACAUUGCAUUGAUCUAAUGCUUGAAGAUAUUGGGAAAAUUGCAAAUGUGAAAAGCUAUACAAAAGUGAAUUUGCACAGACCGGCGAUUACAAGAUUUGCAACAACUUUCAUCACGCUAGCACAAUUUCACAAGCAAAAAGACAAGUUGAGAAAGAUGGUUCAUUCUGAAGAAUGGAAUAAUUCCAAGUGGCCAAAAGAAAUAGGAGGAAAGAAAUUGGCAAGUCCUCUAGUACAAGUUCUUCGAAUGGUUGACAGAGAGAGAAAGCCUCCUAUGGGAUACAUGUAUGCAGCCAUGGAUCGGGCAAAGGAGACAGUUAUGAAGUCUUUCAAUAUGAGAGAAGAACACUACAAAACUGCAUUCGAAAUUAUUGACAAAAGAUUGGAGUUUCAACUUCAUCGUCCUCUUCAUGCAGCUGGCUACUUUCUCAAUCCAAAAAUCCAAUAUGGAAAAUCUGAUGAUGUAGGUUGUGAAGAAGUGUUGAAAGAUGAAUUUAAAAAUGCAACUGGUCUAUUUGGUUAUCAUAUGGCUAUAAGGCAUAGAGCUACAAAAUCACCAGCGGAAUGGUGGUCUUCUUAUGGAUCUUCAACUCCACACCUCCAAAAAAUUGCCAUAAAAGUUCUUAGCCUCACUUGUAGUGGUGCUACUGGUUCCGAAAGGAAUUGGGGUGUUUUUCAACUAAUGAUCAGAUCGGGUUUAGGAGGCGGUCUUGAAGGUUGGUCGAGUGACUUCAUCGGGCUUCUGCUUAUAGGCCCGUUUAGCUGGCCCAAAGGAGGGUUCCUCGGUUUAGUUGAUGUGCAAGAUUACACGGUUUACCUUCGGGUUAGGUCGGUAUGUCGUGGGUGCUAA